Messenger RNA from Erythranthe guttata (spotted monkey flower), 1935 nucleotides. RefSeq names its product transcription factor TGA2.3. Gene Ontology annotation, biological process: DNA-templated transcription; regulation of DNA-templated transcription. Gene Ontology annotation, molecular function: DNA-binding transcription factor activity; sequence-specific DNA binding. Lineage: Eukaryota; Viridiplantae; Streptophyta; Magnoliopsida; Lamiales; Phrymaceae. The record is from RefSeq and is a predicted model, not a curated record.
UUGAACACACACAGAGAGAGAGAGAGAGAGAUUUCUUGAUGAAUCAAAUCAUAUAAUACUCAGUAUAUGGUGGUUCAUAUACUAAUCUCUUUGUUUGUUGAUAUUAUUAGUAUCUGGGGUUUUCUUGAAAUUUAAUUUUUCCCCCAUUUUUGGAAGCUUAUGUGAAAAGGGUUUAUAGGGUUUUGUAUUUACAGUGGUUUUUCUUGAUUUUUAUUUUUUUAAUUUAAUAAAAAAAAUUAUGGGUUUUGAGUGUUUGAGGUGUUGGUUAUGGUUAUGGUGAUUUAUGGGUAGCACAACCAUCAAAUUUGGUGGAGAGGGUAAUAAUAGAAGUGGGAUGCCAAGCUUCAUUUCUCAGACACCACCACCUGCAACAAAUCAUCCUAUGGGUACGGAAGCAAAUGCAAUACAAUCUUCUCGAGUUGCUGAUUAUGGGGUUCUUGAGCAAUAUCUCGGUUUUCGAAUGGGAGAUCCUUCUAAUAUAAUCAACCGGGGUCCGGUGUUUAAUCCGACGGUGAAUAGCCAAAUAGUGGGCCCCGAUCCUCAGUCCAGCGCGUUCAAUAAGCCUAUUGGUUCGACCAAUCCGAAUUUUUCGACGUUCCAAUUGCAAAAGGGAACACCACAGCCUAAUCUAGUUUCUUCAUCGGGUGUUCGACAAGAGAACUGGGGAGAAUCCAACGUGGCGGAAUCCAGUUCGCGCACCGAUACUUCAACUGAUUUGGACACAGAUGACAAAAAUCAAAAGUUUGAAACGGGCCAAUCGAGUGAUAAAUCAAAAGAAAAAGCACCGGACCAAAAGAUGCUGCGAAGGCUUGCUCAAAACCGUGAAGCUGCUCGGAAAAGCAGACUGAGGAAGAAAGCCUAUGUACAGCAGCUAGAGAAUAGCCGACUCAAGCUGACUCAGCUCGAGCAGGAACUGCAACGAGCACGCCAGCAAGGCGUCUAUGUGUCAAGCAUAGGAGAUCAAUCUCACUCCGCGAGUGCCAACGGGGCAUUGGCUUUUGAUGUGGAAUACGGGAGGUGGAUGGAAGAGCAGAACAGACAAAUAAACGAGCUGAGGGCAGCGGUAAACUCACACGCGGGUGACACAGAACUCCGUUCGGUUGUGGAAACCGUGACAGCUCAUUUCAACGACAUUUUCAGGCUGAAAGGUAACGCAGCCAAAGCCGAUGCAUUCCACAUGUUAUCGGGAAUGUGGAAAACACCCGCUGAAAGGUGUUUUAUGUGGAUCGGUGGUUUUCGCCCAUCGGAACUUCUCAAGCUUCUCGUAAACCAACUGGAGCCACUUACGGAGCAUCAAGUGACGGGGAUGUAUAAUUUACGGGAAUCGUCACAGCAAGCAGAGGAUGCACUUUCACAAGGUAUGGAUGCAUUACAGCAAUCUUUGGCUGAAACAUUAGCCAGUGGUUCUGUGGGCCCCACCGAAGGUCCGUCUGGCAAUGUGGCUAAUUAUAUGGGACAGAUGGCUAUGGCUAUGGGCAAGUUGGGUACUCUUGAAGGUUUUCUACGACAGGCUGACAACCUUCGGCAACAAACGCUACAACAAAUGCACCGAAUACUAACAACCCGACAAUCAGCCCGUGCGCUGCUCUUGAUAAACGACUACUUCUCCAGGCUCCGAGCCCUCAGUUCCCUUUGGCUUGCUCGUCCACGAGAAUGAUUUUAUAUACGCAAAAUCAUCAAUUUCCACGACAAUUAUAUAUUUUAUCGUUUUGUAAAAUAUUUUCACUUACGAAUUCUUUGCUAUGAUCAAUAAUGUGAUUGUGAUUGUGUUUGUAUUUGCUAGAGCAAUAUUUAUAUUUAUAUUUAUAUUUAUAUUUAUAUAGGAGGGAUUAGUUUACCUUAGUUGUAGAUUUUUUAUCUUUUUUAAAUUAUGUAAAUGUUAAAUCAGAAUGAUAUAAGACUUUGGUAAAAGGUAAGGAAAUAUAUUUUCAGCUA